CUGUUUAGCUGGUACUUAAACCCCGGAGGCUACAGGACCGGUGUUCUUGGUCAGUUGGCUCGUAAUAUUCUCUAUCGGUACGGUGUGUACGAGUACAGCCUACCAAAGUGGGAAUAUUAAUAUGGAGAGAGUCAAGCGGUUUUUAUCACCGUUACUGGUGGUACUUUUGUGGGUUGGCGUGUCUUCAGGACAAGACAUAUGCAGCACACCCGAGUACACAGCACCCUCAGGGAACAUCACAUCACCAAACUACCCGGCUGACUACACCAACCGUCUGGACUGUACGGCCCUUAUCAGAGUACCCGGAGCUUCAGGAUAUCGGUUAUUUUUCGAAGAUUUUGAAGUAGAAGAUCAGGACGGCAGCUCGUGUAAGGAUGUCCUGGAGGUGGGCGCGAGCGACACCUAUCCGCUCAACCCGGUACUGACGAACCUGUGCGGCAACAUCACCAUACCGACAACCACGGUGUCCGGUCCUGUUGCCUGGCUCAACUUCUUCACCGACAGGAAUGUCGUCAGGAGAGGCUUCUUCCUCAGAUAUGAGACCUUGGCUGCGCCCACCCCGGCGCCGGAAUGCACGCAGUUCGGCGGUGUGGACCUGGUGUUUCUGCUGGACGGAUCCGCCAGUGUCGGCGCCUCCAACUUCGAACUGGUCAAGGACUUCACCCAGCAAACCGCCGCAAAGUUCAACAUAUCAGAUGGAAGCACGAGAGUUGCAGUGGCCCAGUACAGCAGUACACCUCAGGUUGAGUUCAACCUGAACACAAACUCAGAUGUGGACACACUGUCAAAUGCUAUUGAGCAGAUCACCUACAUGAAUGGUGACUCAACCUUCACUGGUUUUGCCAUCGAGUUUGUUCGCCAGAGUGCCUUCUCGAGUUUCAACGGUGCCCGCGAUGACAAGCCAGACAUUAUGGUUGUUGUAACCGACGGUCAAUCAGCUGAUUCUGUGACAUCCUCUGCUGCCACUGCAAGGGAGCAGGGUGUGACGAUGUUUGCAGUGGGAGUGGGGACCGGUGUAGGUCUGUCAGAGUUGCAGGACAUCGCUGGAUACACUGACAGGGUGCUGCAACUGAACGACUUUGUCCAACUGGCCCAGUCUGCUGACACCAUCCAGUCCACCCUCUGUGGAUUGGCUUACUGUGGUGAUCCUGGUGCUCCGGUUAACGGUUAUCGGCGUGGAUCAUUCUUCGAGGGAACCACCAUCACCUUCGGAUGCAAUGACGGUUAUCUCCUGGUGGGCUCUACCAAUGCCACCUGUAGGGGGGAUGGCACAUGGAGCCAUCCACUUCCUACCUGCAUAACUCCCUGUAACCCCAACCCCUGCCUGAACAAUGGUGUGUGCCUGGCAUCUGGGAACUCCUACACCUGUGCCUGUACCAGUAACUACCAGGGGGAGAACUGCCAAUAUUAUACCCCCUGCCUGGUCCGUAACCCAGAAUUUGACCUUAUCUUCCUGUUGGAUGAGUCCGGCAGCAUUGGUACUGACAACUUCAAGCUCGUCAAGUCCUUCACCGAGCGGAUGGCCAACAACUUUGACAUCUCCCCUAACGGCACCAGGGUGGGUGUGGUGCAGUACAGCAACUUCCCAGGCACCGAGUUCAGUCUCAACACCUUCACAGACAAAGCUGCUGUGCUCGACGCUAUCAGUAAGAUUGACUAUAACGGCGGAUCAACCUUUACUGGUGCUGCCAUUGACUUUGUACGCAACAACGAGUUCACGUCAGUGAAUGGAGACCGCGAUGAUGUCCCAAACAUCCUGAUCGUGAUCACCGAUGGGAACCCUAAUGACGAUGUGAGUGGACCAGCCAUCUCCGCAAACAACGCGGGAAUCACGACGUACGCUGUUGGUAUCGGAAGCAACGUAGAUCAGGCCAAUCUUGUGCAGAUGACGGCUGGAAGGCCGGGGCGAGUGUUGCAGGCAGUAGACUUCACGGACCUGACAACUGUCUUAGGGACACUGCAGGAGAACGUGUGUGAUGCUGUGUACUGUGGUGACCCCGGCACACCCACCAACGGUUUCCAAGUUGGGACGUACUUUGAGAACGACUUGGUGACCUGGGGAUGUAACCUGGGAUACCAGCUGGUGGGUGCCGUGAGUUCCGUGUGUCAGGGUAACGGGGCCUGGACCAACGCUGUACCUACAUGUGUGGCUACUACUACUCCUGCACCUACCGCUGCUCCAGUAUGUAGCAACCUGGCCUACCCUGGUGCCGACCUGGUGUUCCUUCUGGAUGGCUCUGGAAGUAUCGGCACUGACAACUUCCAGUUAGUGAAGGCCUUCACAAAGGAGGUGAUCAGGAACUUUGCCAUCUCUCCUACUGCAACCAGGGUGGGGUUACUACAGUAUAGUGACACCAUAGAUAAUGAGUUCUUCAUGAACGAGUUCAACACCAGGGAUGAGUUGUACACUGCAGUGGACAAUGUUGUCUACAAGACAGGUGGAACCUUCACUGGGUUUGCGGUGGAGUUUACACGACAGAUUGCCUUCAGAACCUCUGCGGGAACACGCGACAACUACCCCGACAUCCUGAUUGUCGUAACCGACGGCAACUCCGAGGAUGUCGUGACAAGUGCUGUGGCAUCCGCCAUUGACCAGGGCAUUCUGAUCUACGCUGUUGGCGUGGGAAAUAACGUUGAUUUUGCCUCAUUGCUGGAGUUGACAGGAGGGGUGAACUCUCGCGUUCUCCAAGUGUCGGACUUCACCGGACUGACUACUGCUGCACAGACUUUACCUACAGUGCUGUGUGCUGCUGCCUACUGUGGAGACCCUGGCGCCCCCACCAACGGGUACCGACGUGGUACGUUCUUCGUGGACAGCGUGGUGACGUUUGGUUGCAAUGAUGGAUACCUCCUCCAGGGGUCCUCGAAUACCAGCUGCUUAGGUACAGGCCAGUGGAGCGACCCUGUGCCUGUUUGUCUUGACCGGUGUGACCCCAACCCCUGCUUCCACAGAGCUGCAUGUUCCGUCCAGGGAUCAUCCUUCGUCUGUAUCUGCCCACCCAACUACGAGGGAGAACUUUGCCAAUUCUACACCCCCUGCUUGAACCGCUCGGUGGAGUUUGACCUUGUGUUCCUGGUGGACAAGUCUUCCUCCGUUGGACCUGCCAACUUCGAGCUUGUGAAGGAAUUCAUGUACGACUUCACCAACACCUUCAGCGUGGGUCUGUCAGACACCAGGGUCGGUGCCGUGCAGUUUGCCGACGCCCAGACCAAGGAUUUUGACAUGGACACCUUUGCUACCAAGGAGCAGACCCUGGCUGGGAUUCAGAAUAUAGUCUACACCGACAAUCAAGUGGGUAAUGUGACUACUGGAGCAGCCAUUGACUUUGUCCGUCAGAACUCGUACACACGCGGGAACGGUGACCGCACCAGCGUGCCUGAUCUGCUGGUUGUCGUCACGUCCUCUGCUUCGACAGAUGACGUGGCCAGUGCACAAGAGACAGCUGAAAAAGAAGGAAUCACCAUCUACACAGUGGGAGUGACAAACAGCGUCAGUUUUGCCGAGCUGACGUCCACAGCAGGGUCGUUCUCGCGUGUACUGCGGGCCAACGACUUCAGUGACCUGAGCGCAAUCAGACAACCUCUUCAUGAGACCAUCUGUCAAGCGGCCUUCUGUGGCGACCCUGGCACCCCAGCUAACGGUUUCCAGCAGGGAACCUACUUCGAGGGAAACACUGUCACCUUUGGCUGUAACUUUGGUUUCCUUCUCUCUGGGACUGACAACACCCAAUGUCAGUCCGACGGGUCCUGGAGCAACCCUCUGCCUGUUUGUAUCGCGAUCACCACACCAGCACCCACCCAGGCCCCAGCCUGUAACGACUUUCCGCUCUUUAACGGUACGGACCUCGUCUUCCUGUUGGAUGGCUCCGGCAGUGUGGGUUCCGUCAACUUUGACCUGGUCAAAACCUUCACCAAGAAUGUCGUACAAAACUUUGACAUCUCCGAGACUGCUACGAGGGUUGCCGUGGUGCAGUACAGUGACCAGUUCAGCACUGAGUUUUCUCUGAACGCAUUCUCUACCAAAAAUGAGGUCUACAAUGCCAUUGACAACAUCAGCUACCUAACUGGAGGGACCUUCACUGGAUUCGCCAUAGACUUCGUCAUGCAGAGCGUCUUCACGUCCAUCUCUGGCGAACGCGAUGGUUACCCCGACCUUCUUGUUGUGAUCACCGACGGGUUGUCUACAGACGACGUCUCCGGUCCUGCGGCCACUGCCAGGGCCCAGGGAGUCACGAUUUACGCCGUCGGUGUCGGUAGUGACAUUGACUUUAACACUCUGGAACAGAUAGCAGGGUUGACCUCCAGAGUGAGUCAAGUCAGCGACUUCUCCAGCCUGGUGACUCUCUCCCAGACACUGCCGCAGGACAUCUGCACAGCUUGCUACUGUGGGAACCCCGGUGCACCAGUCAACGGGUACACACGUGGAGGGUUCUUUGGAGGCAGCACAGUUACGUUUGGCUGUAAUGAUGGGUACUUGCUUCAGGGUGCAAGCUCUGCGGUCUGUCAGGCUGACUGUACCUGGUCUGCAGUGCCCCCUGUCUGUACUGAUGUGUGUGACCCUAACCCUUGCCUGAACGGAGGCACCUGCCAGGCUGUGGCCUUCACCAGCAGCUGCACCUGUCCACCCAUGUACGAAGGAGACGUCUGCCAGAGAUAUUCUCCUUGCUACAACAGGAACAUUGAGCUGGACCUGGUGUUCCUGCUUGACGGAUCUGGAAGCGUCACCACUGCCAACUUUGACAUCGUGAAGGAGUUCACACGCCGUCUUGCCAACAAUUUUGACAUCAGUUUGGCGGACACCAGGGUCGGAGUUGUCCAGUACAGUGACUCUCCUACCUCCGAGAUCAACUUGAACUCUUUCAAUACUAAUGAGCUUGUGGACUUGGCCAUCAGAAAUAUCCAAUAUCAGCAGGGUGGAACAAACACCGGUCAAGCGAUCGACUUUGUCCGUGUCAACAGCUUCAGUGCCAACAACGGCGACCGAAGCAAUGUUCCUAACGUCAUGAUCGUGGUGACUGAUGGGCAGUCCUCUGACGACGUCGUGGGCCCGGCCCAAACUGCUCGUAAUGCCGGCAUCUCCAUGUACGCUGUUGGUAUCGGUAACGGCGUGGACACCAAUGAGCUGCUACAGAUUGCAGGACAGGCUGACAGGGUGGUGCAGAGUGCCGAUUUCUCCACACUCUUCAGUGUUGGGGAAAAUCUGCAGGAACUGGUGUGUGAUGCUGGAUGGUGUGGAGACCCUGGUGUUCCAGUGAACGGUUUUAGGCUUGGUUCCUAUUUUGAGGGCCAUGUGGUGACUUUUGGCUGUAAUGCUGGGUUCAUCCUAAAUGGAGCAUCCUCAACGAUAUGCCAGGGGGAUGGAAGCUGGAGUAAUGCUGUUCCUGUCUGUGUUGCUAUCACCACCCCCUCCCCCACACGUGCACCUGUCUGCACUGACCUCUCCUUCGGUGGGCUGGACUUGGUCUUCCUGCUGGACGGGUCUGGCAGUGUGACCGCUGUCAACUUUGACCUGGUCAAGGACUUUGCCAGCGGAGUGGUCAGCGAGUUCCAGAUCUCCACAACUGAAACAAGGGUUGGAGUUGUACAGUUCAGCGACACCUUACGCACAGAGUUCUUCAUGUCCUCCUUCUCCACCAAGCAACAAGUUCUCCAAGCCAUCUCAGAUAUAGAUUACAUCCAAGGCAACACCCUUACCGGUGCUGCCAUAACCUUCGCAACAGCCAGCUCUUUCUCCACCCCUGCCGGAAACCGCGCAAACUUCCCCGAUUUCAUGAUCGUGGUGACGGACGGUUUGUCGCAGGACUCCGUCGUGCAGCCUGCACAGAGUGCUCGCGAUCAGGGAAUCACGAUUUUUGCGGUCGGUGUGGGGAAUGAGGUUGAUUUCACCACCCUGCUGCAGAUUACCGGCGUCCCAGAGUAUAUACUUCAGGUGACGGACUUCUCAGACUUGCUCGCUGCUCAGCUACAAGUGGCAGAGAUCGCCUGCAACUUGACCUACUGUGGGGAACCAGGCACCCCUGUCAAUGGCUUCCACCGAGGCGGCUACUUUGAAGGGAGCGUUGUGACCUACGGCUGCAAUGAUGGCUUCCUCCUCCAGGGGGCGUCAUCCACCACCUGUCUGGGGAAUGGACAGUGGAGCGACCCAGUUCCUAUCUGUCUGCUGCCAACCACCACCCCAGCCCCAACAACUCCAAUGCCAGAUCCAGUUUGUGUGAAUUUCACCCCAGUGGACAUGGUAUUCCUGUUGGACGGUUCUGGUAGUGUAACACAGCCCAACUUUGAGCUGGUGAAGCAGUUCACGCAGAAUGUGGUCGUGAACUUCAACAUCUCGUCUGCUACCACUCGUGUUGGGCUGGUACAGUACAGCGACACCAUCCGCACUGAGUUCUUCUUGAACAGCCACCCAUCACGUGACCAGGUAUUGGACAAUGGCAUUGCCAUCUAUGCAGUAGGCAUUGGCAGUGAGGUAGACUUUGCCACCCUGUUGGACAUCGCCGGACUCCAGUCCAGAGUCCUGCAGAUCAAUGACUUCAGCUCACUGCUGGAUGCAGAGGAGCAGCUGACGGAAAUCGUCUGUAACAUUUCCUACUGUGGUGAUCCUGGAGCACCAGUGAAUGGUUUCCGCAACGGGAACUUCUUCCAGGGCAGUAUGGUCACCUGGGGCUGCAACAAUGGCUACUACCUCAUGGGGGCGCCAAAUGCAACAUGUCUGGGCAAUGGGCAAUGGAGUGAUCCCGUGCCUAUGUGUAUGGAGAUCAUCACAACACCAGCACCAGCUGAAAUAUGCGAGAACUUCACCCCUGUGGACUUGGUUUUCCUGCUUGACGGCUCCGGUAGCGUUACAGAAGCCAACUUCGAACUGGUGAAAGAUUUCACCCAGGAUGUCAUCAGAAGCUUCAACGUGUCGACCUCAGCCACGAGAGUCGGCGUGGUCCAGUUUAGUGACACCGUCCGCACAGAGUUCUUCCUCAACACCUUCCAGACAAAGAGUCAGGUGCUUCAAGCAGUCGACGGCCUGGGUUACCUUCAAGGAAACACGCUUACCGGUGCAGCCAUUGACUUUGUGAGGACAAGCACCUUCUCUACGCCAGCCGGUAACCGGGCAGGACAGCCUGAUUUCCUCAUCGUGGUCACCGAUGGUCUUUCACAGGACAAUGUCGCCAUCCCUGCACAGACUGCACGCAACAACGGCAUCUCCAUCUUUGCCGUGGGCAUCGGAAGCGAAGUGGACGCUGACACCUUGCUGCAGAUUGCCGGAACUCCUUCAAGGACCUUGCAGAUUAACGAUUUUGCUGGGCUCGUCAAUGCUGAGGAGCAAUUAGCAAGUAUUGUCUGCAACAUUUCCUUCUGUGGCGACCCUGGCACUCCUGCUAAUGGUUUCCGACUUGGAGAGUUCUUCACUGGCAGUACUGUCACUUUUGGGUGCAAUGCCGGCUUCAACCUCCAGGGGGAUACAAACACGCUAUGUCUUGAAAAUGGGCAGUGGAGCAACCCUGUCCCUGUGUGUGUAGCCAUCACAACAACGCCACCUGCUACCACCCCCACCCCCGCCCCCUCGUGCAGCAGCAUCACACCUGUUGACCUGGUCUUUCUGCUGGACGGCUCCAGCAGCAUCACAUCACCCAACUUCCAGAUUGUCAAGGACUUCACUGCUGACGUGGUGAGAACCUUCAACGUGUCGUCUGCUGCCACCAACGUUGGGCUGGUCCAGUACAGCGACACCAUCCGUACAGAGUUCUUCUUGAACAGCUUCGACACCAAGUCUGAAGUCCUGAACGCGAUAGGAAACAUCGGGUACCUCCAGGGCAACACUCGCACUGGCGCCGCCAUCGACUUUGUCCGUAUCAGCUCGUUCUCAGUGCCAGCUGGAAAUCGCGGCAAUCAGCCGGACUACCUGAUUGUCGUAACGGACGGUUUGUCUCAGGACGAUGUUGUUGUCCCAGCCCAGACUGCACGGAAUGACGGCAUCAGUAUCUUUGCAGUAGGCAUCGGGAGUGAAAUAGACUUUGCCACCCUGCUGAACAUUGCUGGGUCUCCCAACAGAAUUCUGCAGAUCAACGACUUUGCUGGACUGGCUAACGCUCAGGAGCAGCUGACUGACAUCGUUUGCAACUUGACGUGCUGUGGUGAUCCGGGUGCACCAGUGAAUGGUUUCCGUCGUGGCAGCUUCUGUCUGGGAGACACUGUGGAGUUUGGCUGCAAUGAUGGUUACAUCCUCCAGGGGGCGACAUCUGCCAGCUGUCAGGGCGACGGCCAAUGGGACGAUGUCCUGCCCAUCUGUGUUGCCGUCACCACCCCAGAGCCGAUCACCCCCACCCCCACCCCCGCCCCCUCAUGCAGCAGCAUCACCCCUGUUGACCUGGUCUUCCUGCUGGACGGCUCCAGCAGCAUCACAUCACCCAACUUCCAGAUUGUCAAGGACUUCACUGCUGACGUGGUGAGAACCUUCAACGUGUCGUCUGCUGCCACCAACGUUGGGCUGGUCCAGUACAGCGACACCAUCCGUACAGAGUUCUUCUUGAACAGCUUUGACACCAAGUCUGGAGUCCUGAACGCGAUAGGAAACAUCGGGUACCUCCAGGGCAACACUCGCACUGGCGCCGCCAUCGACUUUGUCCGUAUCAGCUCGUUCUCAGUGCCAGUGACGUGCUGUGGUGAUCCGGGCGCACCUGAGAACGGUUUCCGUCGUGGCAGCUUCUGUCUGGGAGACACUGUGGAGUUUGGCUGCAAUGAUGGUUACAUCCUCCAGGGGGCAACAUCUGCCAGCUGUCAGGGUGACGGCCAAUGGGACGAUGUCCUUCCCAUCUGCGUUGCCGUGACCACCCCAGAGCCGAUCACCCCCACCCCCGCCCCCUCAUGCAGCAGCAUCACCCCUGUUGACCUGGUCUUCCUGCUGGACGGCUCCAGCAGCAUCACAUCACCCAACUUCCAGAUUGUCAAGGACUUCACUGCUGACGUGGUGAGAACCUUCAACGUGUCGUCUGCUGCCACCAACGUUGGGCUGGUCCAGUACAGCGACACCAUCCGUACAGAGUUCUUCUUGAACAGCUUCGACACCAAGUCUGAAGUCCUGAACGCGAUCGGAAACAUCGGGUACCUCCAGGGCAACACUCGCACGGGCGCCGCCAUUGACUUUGUCCGUAUCAGCUCGUUCUCAGUGCCAGCUGGAAAUCGCGGCAAUCAGCCGGAUUACCUGAUUGUCGUAACGGACGGUUUGUCUCAGGACGAGGUUCUUGGCCCUGCGCAGACUGCACGGUUUGAAGGAAUCAAUAUUUUCGCAGUGGGCAUUGGGAACGAAGUCGACUUUACCACACUCCUGCACAUUGCUGGGUCUCCCAACAGAGUUCUGCAGAUCAAUGACUUUGCUGGGCUGGCUAGUGCAACAGGGCAACUGACCGACAUUGUUUGCAACUUGACAUGCUGUGGUGAUCCGGGUGCACCUGAGAACGGUUUCCGUCGUGGCAGCUUCUGUCUGGGAGACACUGUGGAGUUUGGCUGCAAUGAUGGUUACAUCCUCCAGGGGGCGACAUCGGCCAGUUGUCAGGGCGACGGCCAAUGGGAUGAUGUCCUGCCCAUCUGUAUUGAGAUGACAACAGUCAAUGCCCCUACCCUGCCUGGUACAACAACCCUACUAACAACCCAAGCAGUGACAACAGCAACUCCAAUCCCUGAAACCCUUCCUGAAACUACAACUCCUCAGACAGCCAGGCCAGCCCUCACGACUCCUCAACUAUCAACCACCGAGGAGGUAAUUACAACAGUAGUGAUGUCUACCAGUCCCUUCCCAUCAACCACAGUGAGCACAACAAUGGCGACGACUGUGGAUCCAUUGUGCUCUGGCUUUGCCUUGGACUUGGUCUUCCUUGUGGACGGAUCCAGCAGUGUUGGCAGCGACAACUUCGAAACCAUCAAGGUGUUCCUGGAGGCCAUCACUGCAGGGUUCGAGGUCUCCUCCACCCAGACCAGGGUCGGCGUGGUCCAGUACAGCACGGGUAUCAACACAGAGUUUGACCUGAACAGCUUCGCUACAGAGGCAGAGGUCAUCAACGCUAUCCGUGGUCUCAGCCACCAGCGAGGGUCGACCUUCACUGGGGCAGGCAUUACCUUCACCAGGCUGGAAUCUUUCACAGGUUCCAGUGGCGACCGACCAGACGCACCCAACGUCCUAAUUGUCAUCACCGAUGGAAUAUCAGCUGAUUCCGUUGACGCCCCAGCAGAAGCGGCCCGUGCUGACAACGUCACCACCUACUCCAUCGGUAUCGGGGACGAGAUCAACUACCUGACGCUGCUUUCCAUCGCUGGCGUGCGGGAACGGGUAUUGAAUGUCACCACGUUCAGUGACCUGAACGAUCUGGAUGAAGUUUUGCUCCAGAUCCUCUGUGAACGACCAACUACUACUCCACUACCCACAACCACGCCACUGCCAACAACAGAACUGAUAACCACAGAAGAAGCUACAACUAUGCUUCUUACAACAGUUGAGCCCUGUGAGCGUCUGGAGAUAGAUGUGAUCUUCCUCAUCGACGGCUCCAGCAGUAUCUCUCUCCUUAACUUUGACCUCCUGAAGACCUUCCUCCAGAACAUCACCAUGAAGUUUGACGUGUCCUCUGACAUAACCAGGAUCGGCGUCGUGCAGUACAGCACUGACGUCAAUACCGAGUUUGAGCUGAAAACCUACGCCACGGAGGCAGAAGUCAUCCAUGCCAUCAGCAACAUUACGCGCCAGAGAGGGUCCACCUUCAUCGGUGCUGGAAUCAACUUUGUCAGGACAAACUCAUUUACAGUUGCCGCGGGUGAUCGACCUCUGGCUCCAAACAUCCUGGUCACCAUAACAGACGGAAUCUCUGCAGACAAUGUUGCCGGCCCGGCGCAGGCUGCUCGUAACCAGGGCAUUCUGACCUACUCCAUCGGGAUUGGAGAGGAGAUCCAAUGGCCAACCCUGCUGUCCAUCGCAGGGGCGAGGCACAGGGUCUUCAACGUGACCUCAUUUAGUGAGCUGCCAGGCAUUGAGGGCAGCCUGACAGCCCUCUUGUGUGAAGUGACCCCAUUUACACCUGGCCCAACAACUACAGUCCUGCCCACAACUCCAUUCUUCCCUCUGUGUAACAAUCUGCCGUACCCCGGGGCUGACCUGGUGUUCCUGUUGGAUGGUUCUGCCAGCAUCACAUCGCCAAACUUUGAACUGGUCAAGGACUUUGCUGAGAGGGUGGCCAGACACUUCACUAUCUCUUCAACGGCCACAAAUGUAGGCGCUGUCCAGUACAGCGACACCGUGCGGAGCGAGUUCUUCCUCAGCAGUUUUGACACUGAUUUCGAAGUGGUCCGUGCCCUGGACGGCAUCAGCUACCUCGCCGGCGGAACCUUCACCGGCUUCGCCCUGGACUUUGUCCAGCAGAGCGCAUUCUCUCCGGUAGCGGGUGCACGUGACGGUUACCCGGACAUUCUCGUGGUGGUCACCGACGGGGUUUCCCAAGACGACGUGGUCGCGCCAGCAGAGUCGGCGAGGAAGGAAGGAAUUUCGGUUUUCGCUGUUGGUAUUGGGAGUGCUGUAGAUUACGCUACACUGCUUCAGAUUGCAGGGAUUGAUGGACGGAUUCUCCAGAUCAACAACUUUGUGGACUUGGCAUCGGCUUCUCAGACACUACCGGACUAUAUCUGCAACUUGGCAUGGUGUGGCAACCCUGGUACUCCCACAAACGGUUACACGAGGGGAAGCUUCCUUCAAGGCAGCGUAGUCCUGUUUGGCUGUGAUGAUGGCUAUGAUCUGAUUGGAUCAGUGAACAGCACAUGUUUGGCCAAUGGGCAAUGGAGCGAUCCAUUGCCAACCUGUAGAGCAAUAAUAACAACUCCACCUCCAGACUGUUGUGAUAUCACGGUGUGCUACAAUGGUGGUGUCUGUGACAACAGCAAUGGUGUAUGCAGCUGUGUGUGUCAGGCAGGCUACCAGGGACCACAGUGCCAGUACUAUGCAAGUUGCCAGGGCCGUGACGUUCCUCUGGAUAUUGUGUUCUUGUUGGACGGGUCAGGCAGCGUCGGGUCGGCCAACUUUGACCUUGUGAAGGACUUCACCAGGACGCUGGCCCGCAACUUCGACAUCGCUGCGAACAUGACACAGAUCGGUGUUGUUCAGUACAGCGACACUGUGAACAGGGAGUUUGGGCUGGGUGACUUCCACAACAGGCAAGAUGUCUUGAAUGCUAUCAGUGCCGUCAGCUACCAGCAAGGUGGAACCCUCACAGGAGCCGCCAUCGACUUUGUUCGACAGACGUCCUUCACCACAGGUGACGGCGAUCGUCCCGACGUCCCGAAUAUGCUAAUCGUCGUCACCGACGGGGUCUCCGCCGACAGCGUGCAAGGGCCGGCGGAUGCAGCCAGGAGGGAAGGCAUCACCACAUUUGGUGUAGGAAUAGGAAAUGGAAUCGACUUUGGAACCCUACUGGAGAUUGCUGGGGACUCUGCCCGGGUCCUGCAAGCCGAUGACUUUGGUGCUCUUGCUACCGUCGCCCAGAGGUUACAAGAAGUUGUAUGCGACUUGGAAUACUGUGGUGAUCCUGGUGCCCCUCUGAAUGGUUGGCGAUACGGAAACUUCUUUGAGGGUGGUAGUGUUGAAUGGGGCUGUAAUGCAGGUUACUUCCUGUCUGGCAGUGUUGGCGCCACUUGUACCAACGGCACCUGGGACAACAGUGUACCUAUGUGCAUAGCGAUAACAACUACACCCCCUCCUACCACCCCACGUGCCCCUGUGUGUGCAAACUUCCCCUAUGGUGGGCUGGACCUGGUCUUCCUUCUGGACGGCUCCGGUAGUGUCGGCACCACCAACUUCGAGCUGGUGAAGGACUUCACAUCCGAGGUUGUGCUGAACUUCAACAUCUCUGCAGACACCACAAAUGUCGGCGUCGUGCAGUACAGCGACACCGUACGCAACGAGUUCUUCCUCAGCAGCUACGACACGAAACUGCCCCUCAUCGACGCGAUCAAUCAAAUCAGCUAUCUAACCGGCGGCACUUUGACAGGGUUUGCCAUCGACUACGUCCGUCAGAGCAGCUUUUCCCGCCCCGCCGGUGCACGUAACACAUUCCCUGAUGUCUUGGUCGUGUUAACAGAUGGCCAGUCACAGGAUGAUGUGGUCAGCUCAGCAGCGGCUGCAAGGAGCCAGGGCAUUACGAUCUUUGCCGUGGGUAUCGGAAGUGAGGUGGACUUCACCACACUCCUGCAGAUCUCUGGCUACCCGUCCAGAAUUCUGCAGAUUCAGGACUUUGCCACUUUGGUGACAGAGGGACGCAGACUUCCUGAAAUCAUCUGCCAAUCGACCUACUGUGGUGACCCCGGUACACCGGUGAAUGGGUACCGCCGUGGUGGGUUCUUUGAGGACAGCGUCGUGACCUUCGGCUGUAACGACGGCUACAUCCUGAUUGGUGAGGCUACCACCACCUGUCUGGGUGAUGGGCAGUGGAGUAACGCAGUUCCUGUCUGCCAGGCAAAUAUUACAACUACUCCAGAUGUGUGUGAGCCCAGCCCCUGUCUGAACGGAGGAACCUGCCAGCCCACAGGAACCACCAGCAGGUGUCUGUGUCCUGCUGGGUACAGCGGAGACUUCUGCCAGUUCUACACCCCUUGCCUGAACCACACCAUUGCACUGGACCUAAUCUUCCUACUUGAUGGCUCUGGAAGCAUCACAGCCCCCAACUUUGAACUGGUGAAAUCCUUUACCUACAGCGUCUCACGAAACUUUGACGUUUCUCCCAAUGCAACAAGGAUUGGUGUUGCACAGUACAGUGACACCAACAGCCUAGAGUUCAACUUGAAUCGGUAUUCAACAAAGGAUGAAGUACUGAAUGCCGUUAACGGCAUAAGCUAUCAGGGUGGUGGCACGUACACGGGAGCGGCGUUAGAUUUUGUACGUCAAACCAUGAUGGUGGAAUCUGCCGGUGACCGUGCCAUGUCGCCCAACAUUCUGGUUGUGGCGACGGAUGGCGAGUCAUCUGAUGACCAGAGAACGCCAGCCGAGGUUCUGCGUAAUGCAGGCACACUCGUCUAUGCUGUCGGUAUUGGUGCAGGCGUGAGCUCGACUACACUACUGGACAUUGCAGGAUACAACUCAAGGGUUCUCCAGGCCACGGACUUUGCGUCUCUUGAAGUGAUUGGCCGGGAACUUCAAGAAUUCAUCUGUAAUGCUGCCUACUGUGGUGAUCCUGGUACUCCUGAGUUUGGCUCCAGGGCUGGGGACUUCUUCGAGGGCAGUGUUGUCACCUUCCAGUGUGACCCCACCUACACCCUUCUCGGGUCGGCGACUACCACCUGUUUUGGCAAUGGCACCUGGUCAGAUCCAGUCCCCAUCUGUGUUUCACCAGACCCCUGCAACAACAGUCCCUGUCUGAAUGGAGGUACCUGCCAGCGGGUUGGCCUGACUUCAGAAUUCACCUGUCUGUGUCCAGAAGGGUACCACGGACCCAUCUGCCAGUUUUAUGCUGCCUGUUCAAACAGAACUCUCAACCUGGACGUUGUCUUCCUCCUCGAUGGUUCUGGGAGUGUGGGAUCAGCGAACUUUGACCUCCUCAAGACCUUCACCACUCGUAUUGCUACCAACUUCGACGUAUCAACCAACCUCACGCGUGUCGGAGUCGUGCAGUACAGCGACCAGGCAAACAGCGAAUUCGUGCUGAACACAUUCUCCACGGAGGCUGAGGUGCUCGCAGCGAUCGCCGCUAUCAGUUACCGGAACGGUGGAACUUCAACUGGCGCUGCUCUCGACUAUGUCAGACAGAAUGUCUUUAUCUCGGCCAGUGGUGAUCGUGCAGAUGCUGCUAACAUCCUGAUCGUCCUGACGGAUGGCGUAUCCAGCGAUGACGUGAGUGUUCCCGCCAUGGCGACCAGGGAUGCGGGCAUCACGAUCUACUCUGUCGGCAUCGGAGAUGGAGUGGACUACAACACCCUGCAGCAGAUUGCAGGGGACCCCAGCAAGGUCCUGCAGGCCACUGGGUUCAGCAGUCUGGAUGACAUCGGGGGUCAGCUGGAAGAGCUUGUUUGUGAUGCUACGUACUGUGGUGAUCCUGGAGCACCAAUCAGUGGUUUCCGUAACGGAAACUUCUUUGAGGGAGGAACCGUGACCUGGGGCUGCUUCAACGGCUUCAACCUUGUGGGCGCCCUGACGGCUGUCUGUUUUGGGAAUGGCUCCUGGAGUGAACCUGUACCAGAGUGCAUGGCAAUAAUUACAAAUACUCCAGCCCCGACCACACCCCCACCACCCGGCUGUGACGAGCUGAGUUUUGGCGGGUGGGAUCUGGUGUUCCUGCUGGAUGGUUCAGGCAGUGUGGGAUCCAACAACUUCCUUAACGUCAAAAACUUCACCAAGCUAAUCACAGACUUGUUCCCUGUCGGGGACAAUGCCACCAAGGUUGGCCUGGUGCAGUUCAGCGACACUAUACAGAAGGAGUUUGACCUGAGGGACUUUGACACAAAGGCAGAGAUUCUGUCAGCCAUCGACAACAUCUCAUACCUUGGUGGUGGUACUUACACUGGGAAUGCCAUUGACUAUGUCAGACAGGUCAGCUUCAACACCAUCAAUGGUAACCGUGGAAGUCACCCCGACAUGCUGAUCGUUCUCACGGACGGAGAGUCCUUCGACCCCGUCACCUUCGCAUCCCAGUCCGCUCGUGACCAGGGCAUCACGAUCUUUGCCAUCGGUGUAGGUACUGGUGUCGACUACGCCACGCUAGAGGAGAUUGCAGGAGACCCACAGAAGGUGCAGCAGGUUACUGACUUUGCUGACCUGACAUCUGUUAAUGUCAUCAACUACCUGGAGGAGUGGCUUUGUAGAGGUGCGUACUGUGGGGACCCUGGUGUGCCAGUGAAUGGCGUGCGUCGUGGAACGUACUUCCAGGGAGGCCAGGUGGACUUUGGCUGUGAUGAUGGGUACACGCUGGCUGGGUCAUCCUCCAUCACCUGCCAGCCGGACGGACAGUGGACUGAUGUUGUUCCUACCUGCUUGUUCAUUGACAACUGUGAUCCCAACCCAUGCCUAAACGGAGCUCAGUGCUUCCAGACAGCUGAUUCCUACCGCUGCACCUGUGCUGAGGGCUACGAGGGAACCAACUGCGAGAUCUAUACUGCACUCAAUGCCCAAACCUUUGAUCUGGUCUUCCUCCUGGAUGGGUCAGGCAGUGUGGGAGCCUCAAGCUUCGACCUGAUGAAGUCUUUUACCAACCGGAUAACAACCAACUUCGACGUUUCACCCACCAGCACCCGGGUCGGUGUUGUACAGUACAGCAGUCAGGGAUCUGUAGCCACAGAGUUCCGACUCGAUUCUUACAGCAACAAAGAUGACGUCAUAGCAGCUGUUAACGGGAUUGUGUACCAAAAUGGCAACACCUACACCGGUGAAGCUCUGAACUACGUACGACAGAAUUCCUUUGCUGUAGCAAAUGGUGGUCGUGCGGAUGUUGCAAACAUCCUCGUUGUCAUCACGGAUGGUCAGUCGGUUGAUGAUGUCACAGGACCGGCUCAGGACUUGCUCAGAGAAGGAGUCACAGUAUAUGCUCUUGGCAUUGGUGAUGGUAUCCAGUACAGUACACUGGAGGCCAUUGCACAGGAUCCAAGUCGAGUACUCCAGGCAAAUACCUUCACCAACCUUAGCAACACUGCCCAAGCUCUACAGGAGUCCCUGGGUGAUGCUAGGUACUGUGGCAGCCCAGGCACCCCUCAGGAUGGCUACACCUAUGGCCUGUUCUUCGAGGGCUCGACUGUUACCUACAGCUGUGAGGUCGGCUUUACCCUGGAUGGGGCUUCAUCUGCACAGUGCAUCAACGGAACCUGGAACAACAGCCCACCAACUUGUAUACCUCCAGACCCAUGUUUGGCUAACCCAUGUUACAACGGAGGCACCUGUGUCCGUACUGGGCUGACAACAGACUUCACCUGCACUUGUCCCAGUGAUUAUACCGGGGACACCUGUCAAUCAUAUACUGCCUGUCAGGGCCGAAGUUUAGAUUUUGACCUGGCACUGCUACUGGAUGGCUCGGGAAGCGUUGGAGCUGACAACUUCAAUCUGGUGAAGCAGUUUGCCAAGAGCUUGGUGGACAACUUCGAGAUCUCCCAGACAGAUACCAAAGUUGGGGUGGUACAGUACAGCAGUUCAAGCAAUGUGGAGUUCUACCUGAAUGCCUUCUCCGCCAAACAAGCUGUCCUUGAUGCUAUUGAUGCUGUAACGUAUCAGCAAGGUGGCACCAACACUGGGGCUGCCAUCACAUACACCAUGCAGGAAAUCUUCGCUUCAGCUAACGGAGCUCGAGCAAUCUACCCGGACGUCCUUAUCGUUGUCACUGACGGGGAGUCGUCGGAUGAUGUGGCCGCGCCGGCGCUGAGCGCCAGAAAUGCGGGCACCCUGAUCUACGCUGUGGGAGUGGGGAAUGGAGUGAACCAGGCGACUCUGCUGCAGAUCGCAGGAAAUGCCGGGCAGGUGCUGCAAGCCGCAGACUUUGCUGGUUUGACAACUGUUGUACAAAGUCUGCAGCAAAACCUCUGUGAUGCUGCUUGUGAAGGUGCUGAUGGAUCAAAUGCUGCCUAUUGUGGUGAUCCUGGAGCCCCAGUGAAUGGCAACAGGGUUGGGAGCUACUUUGUUGGCAACACAGUCACGUUUUCCUGUAGUGCUGGCUAUAUCAUCCAGGGGAGUCCCACAGCCACGUGCCAGAGCAGUGGACAGUGGACCUCAGCUGUGCCAACAUGUGUCGCAAGCGACCCUUGUCCAGCUAACCCCUGUCAGAACGGAGCCACGUGCACCCAGGUCGGCAGCACGACUCAGUACACUUGCACCUGUCCUCAGGGCUACAGCGGAAAUAACUGUCAAGUCUUUUCAGCCUGUACUGACAGAGCCCUUGACGUUGACCUGGUUGUCCUGUUGGAUGGAUCUGGCAGUGUCGGGUCAGACAACUUCAAUCUGCUCAAGGCCUUCACUCAGAACAUUGUGGGCAACUUUGAAAUUGCUGUCAAUAACACAAGGGUUGGAGUGGUCCAGUACAGUGACUUCAACAACAUUGAAUUCAACCUGAAUGCGUAUGCAACGGAGGCAGAAGUCCUGGCUGCCAUUGGCGCUAUUUCGUACCAGCGCGGUGGAACCUUUACCGGGGCAGCCAUCGACUUUGUGCGACAGGACAUCUUCACCACCGCUGCCGGUAACCGUGCCGACAAACCAGACAUCCUCCUGGUACUCACGGACGGAGAGUCAUCUGAUUCCGUGGCUGGACCAGCGCAGAAUACCCUGAAUGCCGGUGUCACGAUCUACGCGGUCGGGAUUGGGAGCGGUGUGAACGCAGACACCCUGCAGGAGAUCGCGGGCGACCCUGUCAGGGUGCUGCAGGCUGCAGACUUCCAGGGUCUUGCAGCCAUCACCAACCAACUGCAGGAGGCACUCUGUACAGCUGUCUACUGCGGAGAUCCGGGCGCACCUGUCAAUGGUAACCAGGCUGGCACCUUCUUCGAGGGAGGGGUUCUGCAGUUCACCUGUAAUCCUGGUUUUGAGGUGGUUGGGGAGGCUUCUGCCACAUGCCAGAGUAGCGGGGAGUGGACCAACCCCGUCCCAAGCUGCACCCCUGGGGCACCCACUGCCCCCACCAGCCAGGGAUUCCCACUUCUUGUCCUUGAUACCACUGCUGGCACUUUUGACCAAGCUGCCUUCAAAGCUGCCAUUGCUGCAAACGCAAACACUUACUGCACCACUGCUGGGAACUGUGCAGCAGGCACCGGCCUGGACUUCACGGCUGACAAUGUUGCAGUCCUCUCCACAACCCCGGCAGAAGGUGGCGGCCUGACGGUGACGUUUGUGGUACAGAACGCUAACGGAGCCUCCAUGUUGACAGACCCGGAGCUGAACGCCAUCCUGACGCAGUACGAAUCUGCGAUCGAGACGCAAGGAAACUUUGAAUACUCCAUGGGUGAACAGGCAACCACACCCACCAUAAUAGCUGAAGGCAGGACUUCAGGACUGGACCAGACGGAGUUAGUCAUCAUCAUCGUGGCUGCAGUCUUUGGCUUUGUCUGCAUCUGUAUCUCAGCCUACGCCAUAUUUAGGUCUUUUGGUCAACAGAAGAGGAAAGUAAAACUGAAUAAUGGACCAAAGGAAGAUGUGUACAGCAGUGUAAUAAAGAACCGAGCCAGCUCAGCGUACGACUCAGAAAAUGGCCACGAGAACACGGCUUUUAUGGAAAUGAACGGUGACGGUGCAGAAGCAAGGCCUCCCAAGGAUUCUGUAACACAGCUAUAGGAUUAGUGACACUGUAUUGUACUUAAGUCUUAUUGUCUCAGAUGUGUCUUAGAAGCCGCCAGUGGUAUCAGUUAAGGAAACUAUAUACGAUUAUAUUUAUUCGUUGCCAACUGCUGAAGGUGCGUAUGUAACCAGUGUGGAGAUAAAAUUUAAAAAAUGACUAUGAUGGAUAUAUUUUUGUCACGAUCAUAGUUUUUAAUACUAUGCAAGUUCAGUGUUAGUUAACAUUAUAUACUUUGGAUGUUGUAACAUGAAAUACCUCAUCAUGAAUACAGACUUUGGAUGUUGUAAAGAUGAAAUACCUCAUUGAAUGUUGCUCUGAAGCACCUACAUGCUAGUAAUAGUUGAUUAUUAGUUAUCUUGACACCGGAAAAUACACACACAAGUGAAAGAUGAAAGGGGACGACACUUAAAGAAAUGUUUGAUGUAAAAAUCAUGAAGCACUAAUCAGAAAACACUUGUUCUUGAUACAGUACUCAGUUUGGUAAUUUCACUCAUGUCAUUAGCAUGACUAGUACUGUGCACACGUUUAUGAUGUCACAGUAUGUGCACAGGAUUCAGUGAUGUCAUUGUGUUGGUUUACAAGAUUCAGUAAUGAAUGAUUUACAUCUCUGUUCUAUUUUUAUAUCUGACCCUUACCUCAAUCAUUACCUCAACAAAAAGCGACCUGCGGGCUGAUUUGAGCUUCUCAUUGAUAUAUAAAGGUUCAAACAAACAAACAUGUUAAUACAUAAAAUGACUGGAUUAAUAAAUAACUGGCAAAAGUUGGGUUGAAAGAUUGUUUGCAUCCUAUGGUAUGAUAAGCACAUUCAAUGUGUCAGAACAUUGAUUUAUUUAGCAAAAUGAGAAAAUAUCGCUAAAGUCUAAUGAAUUUGUGAUGAAAUUUAAGAUUUGCUGUAACACUUUAAGGUAAGUACUUAAAACAAUUAUACCAACCUGUGUUGAGGCACAGUUAUGAGUCUAUAUAGAAUAUAGAGUAUUUGUCAAAAGAUACGUAAGAAAGUCUCAGUACUAAGUAUUAAUCAUUUUGAAUUUAGAUUUUGUAGCAUAGAAAUAUCUUCUCUAUGUGCAAAUGUUGGCCUUUAAUUGUUUAGAUGUCAAUGCUGUUCUGAGGUUGUAUUUAUUCUAGCAUUUAUAUAUCACUUUGGAAACGUUUCAAGACAAGAAAUAAAGAUGGGCACCUUUUAAUCACAAAGU
This is a messenger RNA of Branchiostoma floridae (Florida lancelet), 20452 nucleotides long. RefSeq lists its product as uncharacterized. The record is from RefSeq and is a predicted model, not a curated record. Bases 122 to 19255 code for a protein of 6377 amino acids. Lineage: Eukaryota; Metazoa; Chordata; Leptocardii; Amphioxiformes; Branchiostomatidae. The transcript has 91 exons. Gene Ontology annotation, molecular function: calcium ion binding.